AUGAACGCCUCACGGUCAGUGAGUCGAGCCCUUCGGGCCGCUCACAAGCUGCCCCGCGGCAGCAAACCAUCACUAUGGCGGCCAGCAUCCGUACCCGGACGUCAAAUCCGGCGCUACACCGACGCCGUAGUCUCCGCCGCCGAUCUCCAGUUUGGCCAGCCAGUGCAUGAGACGCAUCCUCACAUCCUUAAUGCGGGCGAGAUCACACCGGGUAUCACAGCCCAGGAAUACUGGGACAGGCGCGCCCGCCUCGCCGAAAAGCUGCCGGAGGGCGGCGUCGCCGUCCUCUCCGCCGCGGACCUCAAGUACCGCUCCGGCGCCGUCUUCUACCCCUACCGCCAAGAGUCGAACUUCCUCUACCUCACCGGCUGGAACGAGGGCGACUCGCUGGCCGUCAUCCAGCGGACCGGCAAGGACUUCGGCGACUUCACCUUCCACCUCUUCGCCCAGCCCAAGAACCCCAUCGCCGAGCAGUGGUCCGGCGCCCGGAACGGCAUCCAGGCCGCCACCGACAUCUUCAACGCGGACAAGGCCGCCGACAUCGCAAAGGUCGACCGCUACCUCCCCGACAUCCUCAAGUCCGCCACCCGCGUCUACACCGACAUCGAGAAGCCGAAGCAGGGCGAGCAGGGCGGCCGGCUGUGGCAGCUCAUGAAGAGCGGCGAGGACUCGUGGUUCCCCUCCGUCAGGCUCCCGCUGUACCCCGUCAUGAACUCGCUGCGCUGCUUCAAGUCCCCCGCCGAGAUCGCAAACAUGCGCCGCGCGGGCCAGAUCUCGGGCCGCGUCAUCACGGACGCCAUGCGCCGGCAGUGGACCCGCGAGAAGGACCUCCACGCCUUCCUCGACUACCGCUUCACCGCCGACGGCCUCGACGGCCCCGCCUACGUCCCCGUCGUCGCGGGCGGCCAGAACGGCCUCUGCAUCCACUACGUCGUCAACAACAACGUCAUGCGCGACGGCGAGAUGGUCCUCGUCGACGCCGGCGGCGAGUACGGCACCUACAUCACAGACAUCUCCCGCACCUGGCCCGUGAACGGCAAGUUCACCCCGGCCCAGCGCGACCUCUACGAGGCCGUCCUGACCGUCCAGCGCGCCAGCGUCGCCCUCUGCCGCGAGGACGCCAACCUCUCCCUCGACGAGAUCCACGACCACACCGCCAGGGGCCUGCUGGAGCAGCUCAAGAGCCUGGGCUUCGACAUGACCAGCCGCGACCUCGACGUGCUGUUCCCGCACCACGUCGGCCACUACGUGGGGCUCGACGUCCACGACGUGCCGGGCUACGGCAGGCGGACGCCCCUGAAGUCGGGCCACUGCGUCACCAUCGAGCCCGGCGUCUACGUGCCGGACACGGACCGCUGGCCGGAGCACUUCCGCGGCAUGGCCGUCCGGAUCGAGGACAGCAUAUGCGUGGACGCCGAGUCGCCGUACGUCCUCACGACGGAGGCCGUGAAGGAGAUCGCGGAUAUCGAGGCUCUGAGGGACUAA
Molecule: messenger RNA, 1485 nt
Organism: Colletotrichum karsti
Lineage: Eukaryota; Fungi; Ascomycota; Sordariomycetes; Glomerellales; Glomerellaceae
Product: metallopeptidase family M24
Exons: 2
Coding region: 1-1485 (494 amino acids)
Cellular component (GO): mitochondrion
Molecular function (GO): manganese ion binding; metalloaminopeptidase activity
Source: RefSeq, a predicted model, not a curated record